Molecule: messenger RNA, 2802 nt
Organism: Symbiodinium necroappetens
Lineage: Eukaryota; Dinophyceae; Suessiales; Symbiodiniaceae
Source: the annotation of a GenBank genome assembly
AUGCUGUCAAUUAAAGCGAUCUCGAGCAGCUCUGUUGCGUCUCACUAUUACUCUGAAGCCGACUAUUACGCGAAGGAUGGAAACGAAGACAUCGCGUCUACCUGGCAGGGCAAUGGCGCCAAGAGGCUCGGCCUUGAUGGUGUCGUGGACAGUACCCAAUUCAAGGCAAUGCUCGAUGGCCAGUUGGAUGAUGGGACCCAGGUCGGACGGAGCAACGGCAACGGUGAGCGCGAGCACAAAAAGGGCUGGGACUUCACUUUGUCAGCGCCGAAGUCUGUUUCCGUGUUGGCCCUCGCUGGCGGCGAUAAACGCCUUAUAGCGGCACACAAUGAAGCGGUAUCGACAGCACUCAAACACCUCGAGGCGAACUACAGUAUCACCCGCCAACAGGUGAAUGGGGAAAUCAAAGAGGUACUGACUAAGAACCUCAUUGUCGCGUCUUUUACGCACACCACAUCGCGGGCGAUGGAUCCGCAGCUGCAUACACACAACGUCAUCAUGAAUCUGACACAGCGCCCGGACGGCGAAUGGCGCUCGUUGGAAUCGAGACGUAUGUACGACGCUUCGAAGAAGAUCGGACAGGUUUAUCGGAACGAACUCGCAUCGAAAGUUCUAGCGCUUGGCUACGACAUUGAAGCCGACGCAAGCAAAGGCACAUUCGACAUCUCCGCCGUUCCGGAAGCAGUUCGCAAGGGCUUUUCCAAGCGCCGUACGGAGAUCCUCGCAGCAGCGAAAGAGUACGGUUACCGGACCGCAAAAGGCAUGGAUAACGCGGCGGUUCGGACGCGAAGCGCGAAGCAUCACAGCAAUCAGGAGGCGUUGCUAGGGGCUUGGGCGGACCAACUGAAAAAGCUCGAUUACGAUCCAGAUACUGACAUCAAAGCAGCGCGCAAUCGACACCAAAACGCCGCCGUCGAGCGGUCAACGAAAGCCCAGCAAGCGGCCGAUCUCGAAUUCGCACGAUCACACCUGGCAGAACGCGAAGCGGUAUUUACAGCCGACGAUUUGCAGGAGCAAACACUUCGUGCAAGCCUCGGCAGCAGCACCAUUGGAUCCGUCGAGGAUGCCAUCGCGAAGGAAGUUGAAAUCGGUAAAUUGGUGCCCGCCAGCCUGCGCAAUGGCCGUGUAGACACACCGGCUUACACAACACCAGCGGCGAUUAAGAAAGAACAGUACAUCAUCAGUUUGAUGCAACGCGGCAAGCGCGAUGUGAGCCGUAUCGCGGAGCGCAGUCAAAUCAGCGGGCUCAUUGAAGAACGUGGUUUCACCAAGGGUCAGGCAGCAGCCGUACGUUUGCUGUUGUCCUCGAAAGACCGCGUGGUUGGCGUCCAGGGAUACGCGGGAACCGGUAAAACCUAUAUGCUCUCGGCUGUCAGAGAGGUCGCAGAAGGCAAGGGAUUCAAAGUCACCGGACUUGCACCAACUGGCUCGGCCGCAAAUCUCCUGCAGGAAGAAACCGGCAUUCAAAGUCGGACGUUAGCGAGCCAUCUAUUGUCGCUCAAGAACACGAAGAAGCUCGUGCAAAAUUCUAAGGAAAUUCUGAUUGUCGACGAGUCGUCACUGCAAAAUACGCAGGACGCCGCGGACCUGUUAACGCUCAGUCGACAAACGCGCUCACGCGUAUUUCUGAUCGGCGAUCGACAGCAACUGGGCGCGAUCGAGGCCGGCAAACCCUUCGAUCAAUUGAUUAAGGCCGGUAUGCACUACGCUGAAAUGCGCGACAUCAUGCGGCAAAAGGACAGUCCGGACCUCAAAGCGGCGGUUGAGUCGUCGAUUGAGAAAAAACCUCGAGCCGCACUAGAACACAUCAGCAAGACGGUCUAUGAAAUCAAAGACCGUGACAAACGAAUUCAAUCUAUCGUUGAUCGUGUUCUGGCUCUGCCGGAGAGUGAGCGACAAAAGACACUUGUCCUCAUCCCUGACAAUGAUACGCGCCGCGAAGUGAAUCAAAUGGUGCGUAAAGGUCUACAAGCGAAAGGCUUUGUUGAAAAGGAGGAGCUUAAGCUCAAGGGCCUCACCAACCGAGGCUUGUCUCGCGCUGAGAAAGGACGCGCGAUAUUCUACCGCAAAGGCGACGUCGUCGCGUUCGGCCGUGAGGUCGCCUCAAUGAAAAUUAAAGCCGACAUCCCCUACCGCGUCAAAGAGACGGGAAAAGACGAGUUAACGCUAGAAAGUGAAAACGGCAAACAGAUCCUUUGGAACCCAACGCGGGUGGCCGGGCGCGCGAAAAACGGCGUCGAGGUGUACCGACAGGAAGAUCGAAGUAUUGCGACCGGCGACGAGAUUCGGUGGCGCCGAAAAGACAAGGCAAUCGGCGUGAAUAACACGGAUCUGGGUAAGGUCACAAGCGUCGACGAAAAGACGGGGGACGUCACCAUCGCCUUUAAGCGUGCCGGCGAGAAAACCAUCAACCUACAAAACAAUCGACAUUGGGAGCAUGCCUACGCAACAACGGUGUAUUCCGGGCAAGGGGCUACCUACGAUGAUGGCAUUGUCCUUGCGGAAAGUUGGCGCAGAAAUCUGAUCAAUCAGAAAUCCAUGUAUGUCGCGCUGAGCCGGGCGAAAUUUAGUAGCCAUGUUUAUACGGACGACGUCGAUGACCUUGCCAAAGGUAUUUCACUUCGACCAGGUGAAAAAACGAGUGCGCUGGAAGGCAAGCAUGUGAACUACGCACGAAUUCUCGAUAAGGAUGGGCUGCCCAAGGAUCUGCGUGGGCGCACCGAUCUUGAGAAGCUUAAACCGAUUCUCGAGCGAAUCAUCGACAAGGUACGUAGGGGACCUGAAGUGGAGAUGGACAUAUGA